Molecule: messenger RNA, 1045 nt
Organism: Culex pipiens pallens (northern house mosquito)
Lineage: Eukaryota; Metazoa; Arthropoda; Insecta; Diptera; Culicidae
Exons: 2
Coding region: 255-809 (184 amino acids)
Biological process (GO): centriole replication; mitotic cell cycle
Cellular component (GO): centrosome; centriole
Molecular function (GO): calcium ion binding
Source: RefSeq, a predicted model, not a curated record
GGUCUAGUUUUCGGCUGCCCGAGUGUUUUGCAUCGUUGCGUGAGCGCAGCUGGGUUCCCCAGGUCCGGUCGACAUACGCCAGCGCCAGGCCAACAGCAGGAAAAACCUGAAAAACACACGUUUUCGCUCCGCGGGCGACUCGCAAACAAAACACCAUAGCAACAGGAAGUGUCGUGUAACCGUGGUAGCAGCAGCAGGUUUCCGUGGACUUGUUUGUCCAGCAGAUCGUGACGGACGCAACGCGAAACAACAAUAUGGCCUCCAGCAUCGGAACGGUUUCGACGGGAUCGAAGAAGACAACGACGACGGCCACGGGCCAGACGGCGUCGACAGCACGCAAAAAGUCCGGGCCCAAGUUUGAGCUGUCGGACGAGCAGCGUCAGGACAUUAAGGAGGCGUUCGAUUUGUUUGAUUCCGAAGGAACUGGCAUGAUUGAUACGAAGGAGCUGAAGGUGGCCAUCCGGGCGCUUGGAUUUGAGCCGAAAAAGGAGGAGAUCAAGAAGAUGAUUGCGGAAAUCGACAAGGACGGCACCGGGAAGAUUUCGUUCGAGGACUUUCUGUCGCUGAUGACGGUCAAAAUGGCCGAAAAGGACUCGAAGGAGGAAAUCCUGAAGGCGUUCCGGCUGUUUGACGACGACGAAACGGGCACCAUUUCGUUCAAGAAUCUUAAACGGGUUGCCAAAGAGCUCGGCGAGAAUCUCACCGACGAGGAGCUGCAGGAAAUGAUUGACGAGGCGGACCGCGACGGCGACGGCGAGGUCAACCAGGAAGAGUUCCUACGGAUCAUGAAGAAGACGAGCCUCUACUAAAAACAUAACACAUAUUCUUUCCAGUACCUUUUAAGUAGCCGCGGCGCGCCACAGAAAAUGCAUUUUACGCUAAACUAGCAAACUUUUGCUCUCGAUACAAUAGAGAAAUACAAAUAAGUUACUUAAGCUAACAAAAACACAAAACAUUUGAUGCACUGUCGUACAGAAAUAUAUUAUUUACUAAGAAAUACCUAAUAAAUACACACAGCCACAACCAGUGAUGCACUGUUAUUGAA